Botrytis sinoallii is the source of this 879-nucleotide messenger RNA. RefSeq lists its product as uncharacterized. Lineage: Eukaryota; Fungi; Ascomycota; Leotiomycetes; Helotiales; Sclerotiniaceae. The transcript has 5 exons. Bases 1 to 879 code for a protein of 292 amino acids. The record is from RefSeq and is a predicted model, not a curated record.
AUGUUCCCGGAUAGAGUAGGCCGACUUGUCCUGGAUGGUGUUGUUGAUGCUGAUCAUUAUGUUGCUCCUAUUUGGCUCGAGAGUCAACGAGAUGCAGACAAGGUGUGGUCAUCUUUUUUCAAAUACUGCCACGAGGCGAAAUCUGCGUGUCAAUUCUACAGGGAGAACGACAAAGUAACAGAUAUCGAGGAAAGGUUCGAGUCUUUUAUGGAGAGACUGAAAGAGAACCCGAUAUCUGUUAUUUCAAAGGACGUCUUAGCACCCUUUCUCGUGACCUAUUCAGACGUCAAAUAUCAAAUUUUCCUGAUGCUCUACGCUCCUCUGUACGGAUUCCGAGCUGCCGCUGAAUUGCUUGAUGCCCUGGAACGCAACGGCGAAGAUUGGUUUGAUUUUAUUCCAACACAUCCGUCGUACGAUCUCGGGCUCGUUUUGACAAGAAGUAACCACUCAACCACACAUACUCUGAGAUUGAGAGCAUGUUCGAAGACAUGGAAGCCCAAUCACAACAGCGCAGACCCCGUUACACCAUUAUUCGCAGGAGUAAAAAUGGCCACAAAAUUCGUGGACGCGGGGUUCUUUGAACAAGAAUCGAAGGAACAUUGCACUAUAGCUGUGAAAUCCAGAUGUACCAUUGAGAAAGUCAGGGCGUAUUUUCGAGAGGGAAAAGUUCCCGAUGCUCCAAGACUCAAAGGGAAUGGAUCAGAUUUGCUUGACGGGGAGUGGGAAAAGUGUCCCGCUGAUGAAUGGCCAUGGCACGAAUAUCAACCAAGUGCUCGUGUAGCAAGCGAGGUAGAGGCAGCAGAAUUGGAGCGAUUAGAUGCAUGGGGUGGUAUCCGGGAAGCUUUUGCACAAAUUGAUCUUUGGGUGCGAGGGAGUUAG